AUGCAGCGUUCACUUGGGCGUUGUGAGACUCAACUCAGACUUGUUGUCAGCUACCACAUCGUGAACUCUCAAGCCAGUCAGACUACCCAUGAUCUCUUCGAGUAUUCACCUAGACGCUGGCUCCGUCAACAACGACUUUCGCCUUGGAGAGCGCAACGGCGGCGUCGUGACAUCAACCUCAGGCUCGCGCCAACAUCACAAUCUGAAGAUGUAUUCACAAGAGCGGAAAGCAAGUAUAUGAAAUACAACAAUAUUCUACCAGAGAACCUAUAG
Laccaria bicolor S238N-H82 is the source of this 273-nucleotide messenger RNA. RefSeq lists its product as uncharacterized. The transcript has 3 exons. Lineage: Eukaryota; Fungi; Basidiomycota; Agaricomycetes; Agaricales; Hydnangiaceae. The coding region runs from base 1 to 273 and encodes 90 amino acids. The record is from RefSeq and is a predicted model, not a curated record.